UGGUUUGACAGCUUCAUAAUAUUUUUUAGCAUCGCUUCUGAAAAACGUUUGAGAAACGUGAACAGUGAUUUGGGUUUUUCUUCAAAAAUAUUCCGUUUUCUUAACGUUUCCUUACAUUUACUUGUUCAUGGUCAGGCGAUAACCAAAACGCAAAAUGACUAUCGGCAAAAACAAUAAAAUGAUUCAGCACCUGAACUAUCGGGUGCGAAUCGUUUUACAAGAUUCGCGUACAUUCAUCGGCACAUUCAAGGCAUUCGACAAACACAUGAAUUUGAUAUUGGGAGACUGUGAAGAAUUCAGAAAAAUCAGACCGAAGAAUACCAAGCUUCCCGAACGAGAGGAGAAGCGUGUACUGGGUUUCGUAUUGUUGAGAGGUGAGAACAUUGUCUCGCUGACUGUAGAAGGACCUCCUCCUCCAGAAGAAGGUCUUCCACGAGUUCCAAUUCCUGGCUCAGCACCAGGUCCAGGUAUCGGUCGCGUUGCUGGUAGAGGAAUGCCAGCCAAUUUGUCGAGUGUACCAGCUGGACUUCAAGGACCAGUGCGCGGCGUUGGUGGACCAAGUCAACAACAUAUGGCUCCUGUCGGAAGAGGUGGACAACAAUUGACUGCACCGCCACAAAUGAGACCACAAAUGAUGGGUGCACCGCCUCCAGGAAUGAUUCCCGGAAUGCCGCCAAUGGGACGUGGUAUACCGCCUCGUGGUCCACCGCCUGGAAUGAUGAGAGCUCCACCUCCACGCGGAAAUUUCUAAGUUUAUCGAUUCGUUGAGCCUUCAUACAGUUCGUUCGAAAUAAAGUGUCUACAUGUCAUCGCCAAAAAAA
Bradysia coprophila is the source of this 821-nucleotide messenger RNA. It is a transcript of the gene SmB, whose product is annotated as small ribonucleoprotein particle protein SmB. The record is from RefSeq and is a predicted model, not a curated record. Gene Ontology annotation, molecular function: snRNP binding; RNA binding. Gene Ontology annotation, biological process: mRNA splicing, via spliceosome. Gene Ontology annotation, cellular component: U1 snRNP; cytoplasm; catalytic step 2 spliceosome. NCBI's taxonomy places the organism in Eukaryota, Metazoa, Arthropoda, Insecta, Diptera, Sciaridae.